AUGGUGCGGGGGCACCUCAAGCGUGAGAACCUUGAGUUAUAUAAAGGCGUGCACGAAUCCAGAGACAAAGAACUCAAAAGAGUGCCAAGCGCUAUCUUUUUCUAUUAUUGGUUGCCGGGAGCAUGGGAGCCGAUAUUGCGGGAUCUUGAGAGCUUUCACGAAGAGCCACCAGAUAUGGCCGGUCCUCCAAAGCCAAAAAAAGAAAAAGAGAAAAAAAGCCACAAGGAAAUAGUGGUGAAGAUCGUGGGGAUAGUUGAGGGCCGUGCAAGAAGCUCAUUCUCUCCUCCAUACGUCGGCGGUGACGAGCCGGGCCAUAUUGAAAUGAAAGAUCGCCGGUCAUGA
This is a messenger RNA of Morchella importuna, 342 nucleotides long. RefSeq lists its product as uncharacterized. NCBI's taxonomy places the organism in Eukaryota, Fungi, Ascomycota, Pezizomycetes, Pezizales, Morchellaceae. The transcript is spliced from 5 exons. The record is from RefSeq and is a predicted model, not a curated record. The coding region runs from base 1 to 342 and encodes 113 amino acids.